This is a messenger RNA of Gloeophyllum trabeum ATCC 11539, 2682 nucleotides long. RefSeq lists its product as uncharacterized. Gene Ontology annotation, molecular function: protein binding. The coding region runs from base 1 to 2682 and encodes 893 amino acids. The record is from RefSeq and is a predicted model, not a curated record. The transcript has 6 exons. Lineage: Eukaryota; Fungi; Basidiomycota; Agaricomycetes; Gloeophyllales; Gloeophyllaceae.
AUGUUUUUCACGGAUGCUCUCGUCAACGAACAUUCUCCUGAGUCAUUUCAGCUCUGCAGCAUGGGCUUGAUGCCUAAGGCCAGGACUGCAUUUGCAAAGCGGCGUAAUGUUAACAGGCUUCCAUGGGAGAUCCUAUCAUACAUUUUUCUUUAUUCGACACAUUCGUCCGACAAUUCGCCUCAUCUGCGCAUGUUGAUGCCUCUCUGGUUAUCUCACGUCUGCUCACAGUGGAGAACUAUAAGCGUAUCCACCGCUCAGUUGUGGACGACACUUUCCUUGCAGAGUGCGGUGACCUCUACCAGUCGACAACGUACCGUCGUUUUCCUUGAGCGCUCCAAAACCUGCCCGCUCGAUCUCUACCUGGACUUUCGCGAUCCUUCGUGGUGUUGGGCCGAAGAUGAUCACAUCUUCAGUCCGAGAGACAUGUCCAACAUCCUCGACCUACUUCUGCCCGUCGUGUCGCGCUGGCAAGUGGUCACGCUGCUCACAGAUACCUGGGCACCGAUCCAUUUAUUCCUCUCACGAACGUCAUCUAUCGCUGCGCCCUCGAUGCUCCGAGAGAUAUCCCUUUUCCGCUGCAAUGCUUACUUUGUUCGUAGAGGUCAGCCAUUCUUGCCCCUCGCCCUGCGGGAACCGGUGAGGCUUUUUGACGGUAGGCUCACGGGUCUGCGCCACGUUACUCUCGCGGGGGUGCACGUCGACUGGUCGAGGUCCUCUCUAUGUAACCUGAGAAGCUUGGAGCUGAAGUACCAUGCUUAUGAUGUCACCCCGUCUCUGGUCGAGCUCUUGACGAUCUUGAGGGACUGUAGGAGUCUUGAACGUUUGGCUCUGGUCGGGUGGAUGGCGAGGUCAGACAAUGGUCAGGAUGAUGUGAAGUUCCUAUACCCUUCCUCUGAAGCGCUGUCACUGUCAGGCCUUACGGAGUUAGAGGUUGGUUUCGUAGACGCCGAGAAUGCUGCUCGGGUGCUCUCGCUUCUUUCCUUCCCUUCCCUCGUGGAUCUAUGUCUGCAAGACAUCGCAGCUUCACUCGAACCUUUCAAGGAUCCUAAAGACUGCGACGCGCUACUGCAGCACUUGUCAACCACUAGGUAUCUCCAUAAUAUCCAAUGCCUGCGACUGGAUCGAAUCCAAGCAAGCGAAAUGUCCACUUCCACCUUCCUUUCGGCAUGCCGUCUUCUGACGCGCCUCACGUUGGAGCGGGUAGACAACACUGUUCUCGGGUCCAUUAAGAAGUUUCACCCUGGAGCGAGUGAUGCAUCAGAUGCGGCAGCGCUGGCGUGCCCGCAUUUGGUGGAUUUACGCGGCCGGGACGUGGACGUAUCCUUCUUCGUCGAGUGUGCACUUUGGCGCGCCAGCGUGCCUUCCUCCAAGGCACGUCGAUUGCAGACAGUGGCUAUCGAGCUCUGCGGUGAACGCUCCGGCGACGCAGUCACCGAUGUCGUAUACGAGGCAUUCGCCCUCAUGGGAAUAAAGCUCUCAGUGGUAGAGGAUGAGGACUGCGGUUGGUCUCGUCGAGGUAGCUUGGCCAGCGUUGGCCCUUUCGGAAGGUACUAUGGUGGCGCCUCCUCCGCGUCUUCAAAGGAAUUCCCAAUAUCCGGAUCACUUACUGCUGAGAUCGUUGAUAAUGUCGUAGACGUGGUGCAGUCUCUAAAAGCGGAAGGGAAUCAACAUUUUGCGAACAAGCGAUACAAGGAAGCUACUGGCAUAUAUACAUCAAUCAUCCAAGAGUAUAGUGACAAGGCGUCUGCUGGCGUCAUCCUAACCGUGCGAUGCAACAGAGCGGCGUGCCACAUGGAAUUAGAAGAACACACGGAAUGCGAAAACGACUGCAUAGAAGUCAUCAAAGGCGAGGAGCACGUACCUACUUCUGUUUUGCGGAAGGCCUACUAUCGUCUUGCCCGAGCUCUCCAUGCUCGUGGAAAGUUCGACGAGGCUCUGGAGGCUCUGGCUGAUCUACGCAGCAUAAAUCCUGCAUUCGAUCCUUCCGAGAAGGCGCUCCGUGAAGAGAUAGAGUGUGUCAAGGCGAAGAUGGAGCGGGAUCAGCGCAUUCAGAAUAUACCGAACGAAGAUUACGAAGAGACCCGGAGGAAGGUGACAGGCGAAGCCAACUCUGGUCUGCAGGGGGCUUCUGUCCCUUUCCAGUAUGAAGUCCACAUCGGCGGGGACGUCAUUCACUUCACUGAUAACGUCCCGGUCGCCCUUACCACACCAUACUCCCCGGAGGUGCCCACGAAACGGUUCUUAGCGCAGCUCACUAUCAAGUAUCAGAAGGACCUCAUGCGGAGGAAGGCAUGGAAAUGCUGGGACUGUCCUAAACCUGCCGUCAGCAUGGUCCAUACGCCCAUGUCCUAUCUGCACAAAAGCCCCCCUCUCGUGGUGGACUUCGCGCAGCCUGUUUGCGAGAAUGGGGGCCGUUGCGACAAAGAAGCGAGAAUUUUCAUGGCGGACACUAUGCUGGAAAUGACCGGGCGUCUACGUGUUCCUGCCUCGGACGGAUCUGAAGUUGCGGUUACACUCAAAGCUGCGUGUAUACCAUGGAGGCCAGGGUAUUCGAUGCUGCUAGAACGCACCCGGUUUCUCUUCGCUGGCACCGUCACAUAUGGGCCACGGGUUUUUCAUUCCAAGAACGAGCUUGUAUUAGGCCUGGCCUGUGCUAUUGGUACAUGGUCUUACACGGGGUAA